AUGGCGGAUGGGUACUGGAACCAGCAGCGACAGCAGCAUCCUCCAAGUGGUCCUCUGAAACGUCACCGUUCCGAUUUCGAAGCUCCACCAUCUGCAAUGGCUUCAGGGCGUGAGAUGCACGGUGGUUAUUUUCCGCGGGACGAGGAUCUCGAUGUUCCCGAUACAAGAACUAUUGGGUCUGCUUAUGAUCGAUACCUCCAAAGCGUGCAAACACCUUCGGGAGAAGCAGGUCCUCGUAAUGGUGUAGCCAUGGGGAGACCAGGAGGUAACGGGCAAUCCAUGGGCGAGUUUAUGAUGAGACGUGGUGGAGUUGUCCCUCAAGAACACGGUCUAGAUGGUCGUGGUAUGGGUUUUGAUCCACAAGAAUCUGUUGAUAGGCGUAACCGUGAACCACUUCCUCUACCUCCAGAUGCAUCCAACACGCUAUAUGACUUCCUUCUCUCCAGUUUCCUUAACCGAGGUCUAGAUAUAUUUCGACCUUUUGUAGGAUAUAGAGAAGUGAGACUUGUGACCAAAGACUCCAAACAUCGGAACGGAGAUCCUAUUGUUCUUUGCUUUGUUGAUUUUACAAACCCUGCUUGUGCAGCGACGGCUCUGAGCACCUUACAAGGCUAUCGAAUGGAUGAAAGCGAGCCUGAUUCCAAGUUCUUACGGCUUCAGUUUUCAAGAAAACCAGGUUCGAGACCGGGACAACGAGGAAGAAGGUGA
Molecule: messenger RNA, 708 nt
Organism: Thlaspi arvense
Lineage: Eukaryota; Viridiplantae; Streptophyta; Magnoliopsida; Brassicales; Brassicaceae
Source: the annotation of a GenBank genome assembly